AUGCAGCAGCAUUGUAAGACGUUGCAUCAGGCGCUAGAAAAGGAAGAAAAAGAAAAUGAGAAAAUGAAAGAUGUCAAUGCGUAUUUGAAAACUAUAUUGUCCAAAGUAGCAGAGCAUGGCUUGCCGUAUCUAUCUAGCAAUUCACGUAACUUGCUAACCGCUAUCGCCGGCCACGGUGAUGCAGAGACAUUUUACGGCUGUGAGUUCUCCAACAAUUCCCUUUCGCUCAAAUACCCUGGCAGUGGAGCAGAGUGUCUUGACAUGCUUCUAGAUAUUCUCCGUCGUUUGUUCCUGCCACUUAGAUUCCUGGACGCUCAGUGUAGUCUAUCAAACAAGCAUUAUGGCUGGGCCAAUUGCCAAUAUGGCAAGGACAUCGCUCCAGUCAACUGGCCAUGCAAGGACCAUUCAACCAACAAACCAAAUGGACAGUCAGCGUCUAAACCAACUUGCCAGGCAAAUGACCAACCAAAUGGUCAACCAAACUGCCGACCAACUUCACCUUUAAUGUCCUACUUAAAUGACUGCUUGCCGGGUCACUUGCCUCAUCAGUUAACCGAUGCCGGUUGUAAGUCAUCGUGUUCCACCUGUAAGACAGCUGCACGUGGCGUGCCUUGCUUGACGCCACUUGGCUUCAGAGGUUUCUCUGGAAGUACGCGCCUGGGCAAAGAGCUAUGUAACGUGCUAACCAAAAUGCUCGAUGACGCUGAACUCAGAUCCCUAUUCUGCCUUAAACCGAAAACGCCGGCUACGCUGCCCGAACAUUUCGGAUUUGUGCUGUAA
Messenger RNA from Babesia ovata, 780 nucleotides. RefSeq lists its product as uncharacterized. The coding region runs from base 1 to 780 and encodes 259 amino acids. The transcript has a single exon. The record is from RefSeq and is a predicted model, not a curated record. Lineage: Eukaryota; Apicomplexa; Aconoidasida; Piroplasmida; Babesiidae.